Molecule: messenger RNA, 1242 nt
Organism: Phytophthora sojae
Lineage: Eukaryota; Oomycota; Peronosporomycetes; Peronosporales; Peronosporaceae
Exons: 1
Coding region: 1-1086 (361 amino acids)
Molecular function (GO): DNA binding
Source: RefSeq, a predicted model, not a curated record
AUGGGGCGCAAGCCGAGCAACGUGUACGACUACUACAUCCGGCUGGAGCCCGAGAACGGCAAGGGCCUGGUGCGCUACCAGUGCAAGAAGUGCGACAAGCAGUAUGCCAGCAACGCCACGCGCCUUGCCGAGCACCUGCGCAUGGUGUGCGUGCCGGGCUUCGUGAACAACCAGGCCAAGCACCCGCGCAAGAAGUCCCGCCCCGCGUCCAUCAACAUGCCGGCUCGCCCGCCACAGACCAGCGCGCACAGCAACCCGGACGAGGACGAGGACGAGACGGAGGUAGCUGACGACUCGAUGGCCGCGACGGUGGCGUCCCUGGCCGUGCCCUACGCCGCGGAGCCGACGCCGGCGCUGGCGCUCAAGCGCGCGGACCAGCAGCUGCUCCGCAACAUGCUCGAGGCGGAGAACGACCCGCCCCCGGACUUGACGGAGGUGCUGCUGCGCCUGGCCAAGCUGUCCACGUGCGUCAUCGCCGACGCCAUGGCGGAGUUCAAGAUCCACGGCCACUUGGUGGACGUGAGCCUGGUCCGCGGCUACGACGCCCCCUUGGCCAUGAGCAUCUGCGGGCCCGCGCUCACGGUCAAGAUGAUGCCGACCACGGGCGCGGCGGUCGCCGGCGCGUCGUACGACUACAUGGACACGGCGGAAAUAGGCCAGGUCGUGGUGAUCAGCGCCCCCGCCGGCACCAGGAAGGCGAUGUUCGGAGGUCUGCUGGCGACGGCCUCCAAGACGAGAAACGUGGCGGGUGUCGUCACGGACGGCCGUGUGAGGGACGUGCAGGAGCUGUGCACCAUGAACUUCCCGGCCUUCGCGACCGGUACGUCGGUGCUGGGCAACACGGGGUCGACGACGAUCGCUGAGGUGAACACCCCCAUCCUCGUGGCAGGCUGCGUCGUGCGCCACAACGACGUCAUCCGCGGCGACGUGAACGGCGUGGUCGUGAUCCCAGCCGAGCGCGCCGAGGAGGUCGCCGCCCGUGCGGAGAUGGUCGAGGAGCGGGACAACAAGAUCAUCCAAGCCCUGCACGAAGGUGAGCCUCUGCAACGCUGCCUACAGCGCUUCAGCGCGUCGAGGGAGGUGUGACUACCGGUAUUAGCUUCGCGCACUCACAUCACAGCCCGUCCUGCAGCCAAGACAGACACUUCUUCCACCUCAUUCUCGCCUAACUUCAUCGGCUCACCUGCUUCUUCGGAGGUAUUUAACUAGUUAACCAGCAAAGCAACGACACUUUACCGUCCU